Messenger RNA from Dreissena polymorpha, 7248 nucleotides. RefSeq names its product UDP-glucose:glycoprotein glucosyltransferase 1-like. NCBI's taxonomy places the organism in Eukaryota, Metazoa, Mollusca, Bivalvia, Myida, Dreissenidae. Bases 104 to 4669 code for a protein of 1521 amino acids. Gene Ontology annotation, cellular component: endoplasmic reticulum. The transcript is spliced from 36 exons. The record is from RefSeq and is a predicted model, not a curated record. Gene Ontology annotation, molecular function: UDP-glucose:glycoprotein glucosyltransferase activity.
UGACAGUAAAGCACGACUGCAAUAUGGCGGCGUCCAUGUAGUCUGAAAUUUGUGUGUAGAUUGUUAUUGAAAUAUUCAGUUAAAUAAUUAAUAUACAAACAGAAUGAAGCUGGUUCCCGUGACUGCUUGCUGCCUCUUUCUGACCCUUGUUGGGGCCAAACAGAAGUAUGUGUCCGUGAAUCUCAACAGCAAAUGGCGAUCCACUCCCAUGAUCUUAGAGGCCAGUGAAUUUCUAGCAGGGGAAGGCAACGACAACUUCUGGGGCUUUGUGAGCAAGGUGGCUGACCUAAGUCCUGAAGAAAUGGCAGAAGAAUCUGAUGAGGCCAUUUAUCGGAUGAUCAACAAGUUUUCAUCUCGAUUUGUGUCCCCGAUGCUUCAGAACUUCCUAAAGAUGUUCCUGUCCUUGCGUUCCUACUCCCCUACCGUAGAAAUGUUCCAGCAGAUGGCACUGGAUGCCGGCCCUCCAGACGGGUGUGCAGCCUUUGUGUAUGUGAACGGGGAGAAGUCAUGUGACCCUGGAGCUGUUCAGGGAUUGGUUACACGAGCAGCAGGAAAAGAUAGCCCAGUUGUGUUCAAGUUUGACCAUGUCUACCCAGCUGGCAAAUCUGUACCAGUCACUGUGAUACUUUACGCUGAACUCGGCACAGACCAUUUUAAGACUUUCCAUGGGCCACUGACACAAAUGGCUAGCGAAGGAAAGAUUGCUUAUGUCUACAGACACUACCUUAAGGAGCGGAGAGGUGACAUGACACGUCUGUCAGGGUAUGGGGUGGAGCUAGCUAUCAAGAGCACAGAGUACAAGGCCAAGGAUGACACCAAAGUGGAAGGUGGGGACACUCAGACUGAGGAGGAAGAUGAUGCAGGGUUAGACGUGGAUGGCUUCAUCUUUUCCACACUACGAGAAAGGCACCCAGACCUGAAGGACAGCUUGAAGAAGUUCAAGGCCUCUCUGACAGACUCCUCCACUGAACUUGCUGCACUCAAAGUCUGGCAACUACAAGACCUGAGUCUACAGGCGGGCCAGAAAGUGGUCUCAGCUGGUGCCAGCAAUGCCCUGCAGGUGUUGAGAGACGUCAGUCAGAACUUCCCAUCCAUGGCCCGCUCUCUCGUCAAGACCAGUGUGGACAGCAACAUGAAGGCUGAGAUCCUGAAAAACCACCAGUGGUUUGAGCAGUACCAUGGAUACGCUGCUGGUGACUCGGCCCUCUACGUGAACGGUAUACCGAUGGAUAUGGAGAUCUAUGACAUCUUCACCCUGCUGGACAUCAUGAAGUCAGAGGCCAAGGUCAUGGAGGGACUGUUUGCUCUGGGAUUCAAUAGUGAGCAGUUGUACAGUCUGCUGCAGAUCGACACCAAGACUGGCAAGCAGGACUUUGCACUGGACAUACGCCACACAGCAGUACAGUUCAUCAACGACCUCGAGACAGAUGCCAAGUACAAGCAGUGGCCCAGCCAAGCCCAGGACAUCCUCAGGCCCACCUACCCAGGCAUGCUGAGACAUGUGGCCAAGAACUUCUUCAACCUGGUUUUCCUUGUGGACCCCCUGGACAAGAACAGUCGAGAGCUGCUCAAGAUGGCUGAGUCGUUCUAUGUGCACAAUGUUCCCGUGCGUAUUGGUCUGGUGUUUGUGCUGGGAGGGGACCGAGACACCUGCGGGCUCGAUGACGCUGGUGUGGCCCUGGCCUACGCCUUUGACUACAUUCGCCAGCAGGACAACGGUCCCAAGGCUCUCACCUUCAUCACGGAUGUGUAUGAUGGUGCAAAGGGCGGGGACAUCACCGUUGACAUGGUAACAAAGGAAUUCAAGUCACAGUUCGCUGAUCAAGACAUAGAGCAGGUGUUUGGCAAGAAUUCAGAGUAUGACUUCAUGAAGCGGGGUGGGGCAGAUUUUCUGGCUCAGGCAGGCCUGCAGGACUUUCCCCAGGUAUUGCUCAACGGCAAACCCCUGAAGAAGAGUGACCUGAACCAGGACAACUUUGAGGAGGGGGUCAUAGCAGAACUCAUGGCUGCCACACCUGACCUGCAGCAGAAUGUAUACCAGGGAAGACUUCAUGAUGGACACAACACCCUGGAGUGGCUGAUGAAGAGGGACAAUGUUCUACCGCGCCUCAACUCUCGAGUCCUCUCCGGGGCCUUUAAAAAACUGGACCUCUCAGAGAGCAUGGAGGAUGGGCUGACUCAGGACUAUGAGAGAUUCCAGUACCUGUCUUCCAGAGACAUGGCAUCAUCCCUGGCCACUGACAUGAAAUACCUGCACAGAUCAGACGAGGAGCAGGUGUACAGUGUUUCCCUGUGGCUAGUCACUGACCUCCAGACUUCAGAGGGACGCAGUCUCGCAUACUCGGCUUUCAAGAGGCUGAAGCACUCCAAUGACAUGCGACUGGGCCUGAUCUUCAACAGUGGAGCUCCAUCUGCAGGCAGAGUGGACCUCAACAAGGCUGUGUACGUGGCAGUGAACACACUCUCCAACACACUGGCCAAGAACUUUGUCACCAAGCUGGUGAAAGAGGAGAACUUUGAGGAGCUGCAGAGUGGGGCCAAGACGCUCAAGGACUUGGAAGUGAAUGGAAUGGACAUGACAGCCUUCUUGGCAGCGUAUGAGAAGCAGACAGGAGACUUCCUGAGAGUCCAGCGCCUGUUCUCUGACCGUGUGCUGGAGUUCACUGGCAGCCAGCGAGGCAUUGUGGCUAAUGGACAGGUGUAUGGCCCACUCCGUGAUGGUGAGGUGUUCAUCACAGAGGAUGUUGAUCUGCUGGAGUUGUUCGUCAAACAGCAAUCUGCCUCUCAACUGAAGACUGAACUGGUCGCCAUGAACCACACUGGCAACAAAGGCAGUGACCUUGUGAUGAAGGUGGCAGGCCUACUGGCUACCAUGGAAACAUCAAAGACAAGGAAGAAGGUUAAGUUUGGUGGUGACCAGCACAGUGUUGUGAAGAUCCCUGCAGACCCCAGUCGCCCGUCGUUCCAGAUUGAGGCUAUAGUGGACCCUGUGUCUACAGCGGCCCAGAAGAUGGCCCCUAUCCUGCUGGUUCUGCAGGAGCUGUACAACCUGGACGUGCGUAUCUACAUGAACUGCAAGGAGAAACUCUCUGAGAUGCCUCUCAAGAGGUACUACCGCUAUGUAUUAGAGGCCGAGCCCAGGUUUACCAGUGACGGACGACUAAUGCCAGGGCCACGGGCGCGGUUCACAGACCUGCCUGACAAGUCAAUCCUGACCCUGGGGAUGGACGCCCCUGAAGGGUGGCUGGUGGAGGCAGUUAGGGCCCAGUAUGACCUUGACAACAUACUGCUGGAAGAGGUCAAAGAGGGGGUGUCAGCUGACUUUGAUCUGGAGUACCUCCUGCUGGAAGGUCACUGUUAUGACGCCAACUCAGGACAGCCUCCAAGAGGGCUACAAAUUGUACUGAAGACCAACAGCUCUGACGUUGUACAGGACACCAUUGUCAUGGCCAACCUGGGUUAUUUCCAACUAAAGGCAAACCCAGGUGCCUGGAAUCUGCAGCUGAGAGAUGGUAGAUCCACAGAACUGUAUGACAUAUCCAGCCAUGACUACACAGACACGCCAGAGGGGUCCAGGAACAUUAUCGUGGCCAUGAAGGACCUGAAGACCAGAACGGUGCGUGUCAAAGUGGCCAAGAGGGCUGGCAAGGAGGAGGAGAAACUACUUGACGACUCUAAGGAGGAGGAGUCUGGGCUCUGGGGAACCAUCUCCAACUCAUUUUCUGGGUCAGACAAGGCAGCAGAUGAUAAAGAUAAAACUCUCAACAUUUUCUCAGUGGCCUCAGGACACUUGUAUGAGAGACUGAUGAGGAUUAUGAUGAUGAGUGUUAUCAAGAACACCAAGCAAAAAGUGAAAUUCUGGUUCUUAAAGAACUAUUUAUCUCCGACUUUCAAGGAGUUUAUUCCCCACUAUGCCAAGGAGUAUGGUUUUGAGUACGAGCUGGUGCAAUACAAGUGGCCACGCUGGCUCAACCAACAGAAGGAGAAGCAGCGCAUCAUGUGGGGCUUCAAGAUCCUCUUUCUAGACGUCCUCUUCCCCCUGGAUGUGAAAAAGAUCAUCUUUGUUGACGCAGAUCAGAUUGUGCGUACAGAUCUUCAAGAGCUCUAUGAUCUGGACCUAGGUGGUGCUCCAUACGGCUACACUCCAUUCUGCAAUGACAGGAAGGAAAUGGAUGGAUUUAGGUUCUGGAAGUCUGGGUAUUGGGCCGGCCAUCUCUCUGGAAGGUCAUAUCAUAUCAGUGCCCUGUACGUUGUUGACCUGAAGCGGUUCCGUCAGAUCGCUGCGGGCGACCGGCUACGAGGUCAGUACCAGGGACUGAGCCAGGACCCAAACUCGCUGUCCAACUUGGACCAGGACCUGCCCAACAACAUGAUCCAUCAGGUGUCCAUCAAGUCCCUGCCCCAGGAGUGGCUCUGGUGUGAGACCUGGUGUAGCGAUGAGUCCAAGCCACAGGCCAAAACUAUUGACUUGUGUAAUAAUCCUAUGACAAAGGAGCCAAAGUUGAAAGCUGCCAUGCGUAUAGUGCCAGAAUGGAAGAAUUAUGAUUAUGAGAUAAAAGUAUUCUGGGAUACCAUUUAUGGCACAAAUACAAGAUCUCAAAUAGAAUAUGAGCCUCCAGAAAUAGAUAGCAAAAAGAAAGAGGCCUGGAGACACAAGAUUGAAUUAUAACAUUUGUCUAAGCAUAGUUAACAUUAUCUCAUUGUUCCAUUUUGUGUUAAAUGUAAAACAGCAAAUGUAUUUAUUAAAUAAUAUUUUUAAAUUUAAAUUAAAUUCUUGAAGCCGAUUCAGCACUGUAUGGUUAUUUCUGAUCUUAUGUACCGGUAAUGGGUUUGUUCUCUUUGUACCACAUCAUUACUCACUGAAGGUGUAUGAACAACUUCAAAGAAUUACUGUUUUGUCUAUGUUUUCAUCAUUUACUGCUAUAUAAUGUUCUUAUUCCUGGCAAGAACUGGUGUAUGAUGUCUCACUGGUCAGUUUAUAUAGACCUCUAUUGUCAUAAUAUUACAAUGGUAUAUUAGAUUCUUUACCUAUGUUAAAUAUCACCUUAAGUUCUUUAGUGGCAAAUUAAUGAAAGUUGGACAUAAAACCUAAUUAUGACUUUAAUAUAAUUGUUAUGGAGUGUAUAUGUUGAUAUGAGAUUGUAAUGGAGUUUAUAUGUUUAUAUGAAAUUGUCAGAAUAAAAAGUGGUAGCAAAAGGCAAAGACCUAUAGAUAACAAUAAUAAUGUUAUCUAUAGGUCUUUGCAAAAGGUGAACGAGGCACUGAUAUAUGGUAGCUCUAUUUAUUUAUUUUUAAAUAUUAAAAACAAAUAUUUUUUCUCAAAUUAGGAGUUUAUAUACAUAGUAUGUAAUUUACUCAAAUUAUAUCAUUCUAUGUUUAUCAAUAAAAAAUACUAAAGCUGACCUUUUUUAUUACGGUAUGAUGCAUUAAUAAAUCAUGUCUAUAUUUAGCACUGAUAAGACUACUAAGUAAUGCCCCAGCACAGACUUAUGCCAAGAGGUCAAAUGUGUUUAUUGAACACAGCAUCUUGUUUCAGUUUUAAAUUAGAAUUUGUUACACCUUGUGAUAUUGUCUACAAAACACAACUUAAUUGUAUUACGAUGAUUAUCUCUAAUAGAUUAUAUGUAUAUAUUUCUGAUAUAUAAACGGCAGUGCCGCUGAUAUGUUAAAUCUUAUAGAAUUUAGAAAAUGCAUAAAGUGUUGAUACAGCAAAUCAUGAAUUUCUUUGAAGCACCUUAUGCUGCUAAUAAUUAGGUCUCCCCUACCGAAACAGCUGAAGUGGCACUUUGUUUGAUUGUUUAUGGGUUGUUUAGUGCAAAUGUUUUAGACAAUAACGACUAAGCAUUGUAUGUGUGUUUCAAAUUCAAUAUUUUGUAUAUAGCUACAUACAUGUUUUAAAUAUGCAUUUGAUCUUUCAGAAAUGCAUAUUUUUGUGAAUAUAAAGUUGGUAAUGCUAAGACAUGAACUAAUAUAAGUGAUUUAUAUGUAGUAUACAGCAGUGAAUUUUGUCAAACUUGUCUUACUGAUGAGCAUUUUAAACAUUAGGCUGUUAUGAAUCCAUUUAUUAGAAUAUUGUAAAACUUACAUGAGCUUAAAUUUGUUGUAAAGACUAUUAUUAUUAAUGUUGCAAUAGUGUUAUACAUGCUAUUAUGUUGAUUUACUGACAUCAUUUUACCAGUUGUUAUAUGUUUUUGUAUAUGCUUGUAAUACACUGUAAUUUCCAUUGGUUUUCUCCACAAAUACCAAAUAAUUUUCUAGAAAUAGCUUACAGCUACCAGACGUUUAAUGUGCAUUGUCAUGAUUCUGCAUUUCUUAUCCAUACACAGUCUUCACCCAUUUUCAUUGUGUACUUUAGCGAUCUAUCUAAAACACUUGACAUCAGCUUAUUGAGGACAUUGUGUCUUCCUUGCCACGUUUGCUCAAAGUACUCUUUCAAUUUGAAUGAUCAUGAUAAGAUAUUGACAAUGCCUUUUUUAAAUAUCAGAUACGUAUAAUGACCCUCACCAAAUGUUCAUAUAGUUACUAAACAAAACUAUAUAUUGUAUUUUCUGUUGUAAAUGCUAAAUUUCAAUACAUUAUUUUGAUAUACAACAUUACAAACUGUUUAGUCGAUGGUGUUUCAUUUUGUUGUUGAGUUUUUACUGCAAUAUGCAAUUAUCAAGCAAAUGAAACGUUCAUUGAAAUGAACUGUCAUGAUUCAUUUAUUUAUCCAGAUAGAGAAGAUUUUGCAUAUCGUUGUUAAACAAUUUUAUGGACCAAUUGUGUUGUAAAAUAGUUGCUACAUUGCAACAUAGAAAAGCCUUGGUGGAAAGCGUUUGUUAAAUGUAUGUCAGGUUUAAACAAACAACAUGCAUAAUUGCUGAGCAAUUUGGUAUGUAAGUGCACAUGAGUAAGUUUUUUGUUUGUUUCAUGAAUUGUAAAUGUUUAGUAUGUUGACAUGAAAGUUGUAUACUAAAGUGUCUAAAGAAACUUACAUUACUAGUGUAAAAUCCUACCUAAUGGGAAAGAAAUAACUGUUUUUGCUUUACAUCAGUAUACACCUUUAGUUAUGUAGUUCAAUUAUGAACUUUGUACAGCGUACAAUAUUUACAUAAUGUAUGCUUAUUUUAUGGUGUACAAAGUGAUAUAUUAUCAGCAAACAAGUUUUUUAUGUUCAGUAUAGCAUAUUUUGAAUUGUGAAUGAAUGAAAUCCUUGUUUGAUUAUGUUGGAAUUAACAAUUGAGAUGAAAAUAAAUUAUUACUGAAACA